AUGGGGAACAAAACUGACUUUUUUAUUUACAGCCGUACAUUUUCUCUUUCCUCUUCUCUUUCCUCUAUCGCAGACAUCGGCUUUCCUCGCAGAAAUCGCCCCUCUGUUCAUCGUCUUCCUCCUUCUUCAGAUCGAUACUCGCAGAAAUCGCCCUUCACCUCUAGAAAAGGGUUUCAAGAAGUGAGAAAAUUCCUCUAUGGAUUUUCCCGGGCGGGCAUUGGCAUAUGCUGCCUUGUCCUCUCCACAGAAGCCGUUGGCCGGAAAUGGCGUGGCCAAGUAGGCCAAUAUGGGUUUUUCUUCUUUGCAGCAGGGUUCCUUUCAAUUCCCUUGAUUGCUUAUCCAACCAGAACUUGCUGGAGAAACUUGUACAAGAUUAUCUCAUUUAUCCCUCUUGUUUACUCAAUCUUUAUACUUCUACCCUUUGUAUCAGAGUCCCCAAGGUGGCUUCUUCGCAGAGGUCGAAGUGAGGAAGCUCUUGAAGUGUUGAAAAGAUAUGCAAGAAUCAAUGGGAAGGAAUUGCCUCUAAAUAUCUCUCUCCUAGAACCAUCUGGCAAUGAGAAAAACUUGGCUGCAGGUGAAGGAGAAAAUAACACCUCCACCAUUGAGAAACUGUGGAAUACUAGAUGGGCUGCCAAGAGGAUGUCCAUGGUCAUGCUCACAGGUUUUGGGAUUGGUUUCGUGUAUUAUGGGGUUCAACUCAAUGUUGAGAACCUCAACUUCAACCUCUAUUUCGCCGUUGCCAUAAAUGCAAUGAUGGAGAUUCCAGCCGUUUUCAUAGGCAGCGUGCUGUUGAUGAAAUUUUAUUAAACCACCUGGAAUGCAUAUGAUAUAUCUUCCAUAUUCUGAUGAUAUCAGACCUGUUGAAGAGCUUCACACUGAUACAAAUCCCAUGGCACCUCGAGCAACUGAAGACCAAAUAAAGAGCGCCUCUUUGUUAGUGAAGCGUGUUGAUCUAAAAAACUUUUCAGUUUGCCAAUUUGCGAAGCCUGG
Sesamum indicum (sesame) is the source of this 990-nucleotide messenger RNA. The record is from RefSeq and is a predicted model, not a curated record. NCBI's taxonomy places the organism in Eukaryota, Viridiplantae, Streptophyta, Magnoliopsida, Lamiales, Pedaliaceae.